CCAAAAUCCAGACGAUACAAUUAUAGUUAGAGAUGUAAUUUAGGCAAGUUGUAAACAUUUGAAUCGAUUACUUUCAUAUAUUUGAAGGAAAUGGCGCUAUUAUUUAAUAAAUUAAUAUCGAGACAAGUUGUAAAAGUAUCUGUUCGAUAUAAACAUGGAAAGGAUCACUGGUCUGUAGUGAGAAAACGGAAAACGGUAAUGGAUAAAGCAUUAGAACACUUUGACGAUUUUUAUGCAUCCGUUUAUGAGGAUACAUGGCCAGAUAUACGAUGUGCAUUAUUAGAAGAAGAAUCGAAAUACAUGGCGAUUGUUAAUAAUUUUAGUGAUACGGAAAGAGUUCGAUCUAAUUUGGAGUUACUUGGUGCAAUAAAUUUAAAAUCUUUGUAUAAUUUACGAAAAGAAAAGUUGGAUGCCAAAGCUAAAAGAAGAGCUAAAAUCGAUACGCUACAAAUUAAAAAUCCAGAAGAAGUUGAAAUAUUUAAGGACAAGUUAACAGAACUUCAACCAGUUAAUCUUAAUAAUUAUCGUGAUUUAUGUGAAUCAUUAAAUGCUAAAAGAAGUGAACUUGAAAAAAGUGAUGAACAAAAUGAGUUUGUAGAACUAUUGUCUAUAGAUAAAAAUUUAAAUGAAGUUAAUUUAGAUCAUGAUCGUAUCGUUGACCCAUCUGUAAAUUUAUCUAGUCUUCAAGAAUAUGUACCUGUUACAGAAAUAAAGGGAAUGGAUGAAUGGGUUAUGAAUUCUGACCAUUAUAAAUUUUAUCAUAAAGGUGAAGAUUUUAAUAUAAAUGUUGAGAGAGAAUUUGUUCUACCAUUUCCAGAACAUCUGCACGCAUAUAGUUUUGAAAAAGGAAAUAAAGCUAUAUUUCCAUCUGCUAAAAAAGGAUCUACUGGUGUUUCAGAUUAUUAUUUAUUUGAUGGAGGAUCUAUACUUCCUAUAUUAGCAUUAGAUAUAAAGUUAGGUGAUACUGUACUUGAUAUGUGUGCUGCACCUGGAGGGAAAGCUUUAACUAUUCUUCAGACUCUUAUGCCUCGUUUAUUGGUUGUUAAUGAUAUUAAAGAAUCUAAAGUGAAUAAAAUUAAAAUGAUUAUGAAUCAAUAUACUUCUGAUAUUUAUAAAGGAGAAAAUAUGUUAAUAAUAAAACAAGGAGAUGCUAGAAGAAUUGAUGAAACAGGUGUAUAUAAUAAGAUUUUAGUUGAUGUUCCAUGUACAGUAGAUAGGCACGUAUUACAUUCCGAUGUGGACAAUCUUUUUAAACCAAACAGAGUUAAGGAAAGAUUAACAAUACCAACAAUUCAGUCGGAAAUUUUGUUAAAUGCAUUGAAACUAGUAACAGUGGGUGGUACGGUUGUUUAUUCAACGUGCACUCUUAGUCCUGUACAAAAUGAUGGUGUUAUACAAGCAACAUUACAAAAGGCAUGGCAAGAAAAUGAUAUUGUUACAGUUGUAAAAGAUAUGACAAAAGCAUUAUUACCCUUACGAUAUCUAUAUAACUUUGGUAAGAAUAAUGUAAAGUAUGGUCAUAUCGUUAUACCUACUAUUCAAAAUAAUUGGGGACCAAUGUAUUUUUGUAAAAUAGUAAAAGUACAGUGA
Eufriesea mexicana is the source of this 1590-nucleotide messenger RNA. RefSeq names its product 5-methylcytosine rRNA methyltransferase l(2)10685. Gene Ontology annotation, molecular function: RNA methyltransferase activity. The record is from RefSeq and is a predicted model, not a curated record. The transcript has 8 exons. NCBI's taxonomy places the organism in Eukaryota, Metazoa, Arthropoda, Insecta, Hymenoptera, Apidae. Gene Ontology annotation, cellular component: mitochondrial large ribosomal subunit. The coding region runs from base 91 to 1590 and encodes 499 amino acids. Gene Ontology annotation, biological process: rRNA methylation.